AUGAAGGCCUGGACAUUGACCUCUGUUGCUCUCGCUGUUCCGGUGAUUGCUGGGGUUUGCCCCAUCGCUCGCGAUGCAGACUGCCACUGCCUGCCCACCGACAGCUGCUGGCCUGCCCCUUCCGCCUGGGCUUCGCUGAACAGCACCGUUGGCGGUCGUCUGAUUGCGACCUUACCCAUUGGUACACCCUGCCAUGCUCCUAACUAUGAUGCCGCUGCUUGUGCUGCCCUCAAGGCCGAGUGGUAUGAGCCGCAGCCUCACCUAAAUUCGCCCUCGUCGAUCAUGCAGAUGUACUUUGCCAACCAAACUUGUGAUCCUUUCACCUCCCAGUCUAAGCCCUGCACUCUGGGCAACUUUGCCAGUUACUCUGUGAAUGUCUCCUCCAGCAAUGAGGUCAUUGCUGCUGUCAAAUUUGCCCGUAAGCACAACAUCCGCUUUGUGAUCAAGAACACCGGCCAUGAUUACCUCGGUCGCUCGACCGGUGCUGGUGCCUUGUCUGUCUGGACCCAUAAUCUGAAUGACAUCGAAUAUCAGGACUGGUCAGACUCGGACUACCAGGGCCCCGCGUUCAAGGUCGGUGCGGGAGUGGUCGGCUACCAGAUUCUCGACGCUGCCCACUCCAAGGGCCUCGUUGUUGUUACUGGCGAGUGCCCUACGGUCGGUCUGGCCGGAGGCUACACACAGGGUGGUGGUCACUCCGCCCUCAGCACUCAGUUCGGCCUCGGUGCUGAUAAUACCCUCGAAUAUGAGGUCGUCACCGCCGAUGGAAAGCUCGUCAAAGCUUCGCGCUCCGAGAACUUCGACCUCUUCUGGGCUAUAAGCGGUGGAGGUGCUGGCAAUUACGGCGUUGUGAUGUCUAUGGUUGUCAAGGCUCACGCCGAUGCCAUCGUCUCCGGUGCUGAAGUUGCGUUCGCCUCGGCCAGUAUCUCCACUGAUGUCUUCUACGAGGCCAUCUCGCAGUUUCACGCUCUCCUCCCGGCCAUGGUCGACCAGGGUGUCACCGUCAUCUACCAGAUGGCUGCCAGCUUCUUCAAGAUCGCUCCCAUCACCGCCUACAACCAGACCUCCGAUGAUGUCAAGACUAUCCUGGAGCCCUUCCUCUCUGCCCUGACCGCGCUGGACAUCAAGUACGCGGCGAGCUACACUCAGUUCGACUCUUACCACGACCACUACAACAACUACAUGGGUCCCCUCCCCUGGGGCAACCUGGCCGUCGCAACCUACCAAUACGGCGGUCGUCUGAUCCCUCGUAAGACUCUGGAGGAGAAUUCCAACGGAAUUGGUGCCGCCCUCCGCAACAUCACCCAGAGCGGCGUGAUCGCUGUCGGUGUCGGCAUGAACGUUACCGUCUCCACCGGCAACAUCUCCAACGCUGUCGCACCUGCUCUCCGCAACGCCGCGGUGACCAUGCAAAUCGGCACUGGCUGGAACGAGACCGCCCCAUGGUCCCAGAUGGUCGCCGAUCAGUACAAGAUCACCAACGAGUACGUUCCCCAGCUUGAGGCUGUCACUCCCAACAGCGGCUGCUACCAGAACGAGGCCGACUUCCGCCAGUUGAACUGGAAGGAGACUUUCUUCGGUAGCACCUACUCGCCCCUGCUUUCGAUCAAGCGCAAGUGGGAUCCUACUUCGUUCUUUUAUGCCCUGAAGGCUGUUGGGAGUGAUGCCUGGAAUGUUGCCGAGUCUGGUCGUAUGUGCCGUGCUUAG
Penicillium arizonense is the source of this 1707-nucleotide messenger RNA. Its product is annotated as FAD-dependent oxidoreductase. Gene Ontology annotation, molecular function: oxidoreductase activity; FAD binding. NCBI's taxonomy places the organism in Eukaryota, Fungi, Ascomycota, Eurotiomycetes, Eurotiales, Aspergillaceae. The record is from RefSeq and is a predicted model, not a curated record. The transcript is spliced from 3 exons. Bases 1 to 1707 code for a protein of 568 amino acids.